GCAACUUCUCCUGCCGCCGGGAGCAGCCCGCCUGCCUCUGCGCCCGCAGCCUCCCCCGCUGCCUCCCUGAGGGCUCCCGUCCGGCCGCCAGCGCCCAUCUUUCAUUCCCGAGAUUGAGAUAUUUCGCGCACACACACAUACACACACGCGCAAAAAGGAAAAAAAAGCCCACCCUCCAGCCUCGUUGCAAAGAGAAAGCCGGAGCAGCCGCAGCUCGCAGCCCGCAGCCCGCAGAGGACGCCCAGAGCGGCGAGCCGGCGAGCAGACAGACCGACGGACUCGCGCCGCGUCCACCUGUCUGCCGCGCCCGGCCCAGCGCGCAGCGGGCACGCCGCGCGCGCGGAGCAGCCGUGCCCGCCGCCCGGGCCCCGCGCCAGGGCGCACACGCUCCGGCCCCCCCCACCCCCCCGGCCCGGGCGGGAGUUUGCACCUCUCUCUGCCCGGGUACACGGGCCGCCGCUGCAAAGCCAACUUGGAAAAAAGUUUUUUGGGGGAGACUUUGGCUUUGAGGUGCCCAGCUCUGGGCUUUCCGACUUCGGGGGCAUUUCCAGAAAAUGUUGCAAAAAAGCUAAGCCGGCAGGCAGAGGAAAACGCCUUUAGCCGGCGAGUGAAGACGAACCAUCGACUGCCGUGUUCUUUUUCCUCUUGGAGGUUGGAGUCCCCUGGGCGCCCCCACACGGCUAGACGCCUCGGCUGGUUCGCGACGCAGCCCCCCGGCCGUGGAUGCUCGCUCGGGCUCGGGAUCCGCCCAGGUAGCGGCCUCAGACCCUCGUCCCGCGCCCAGGCCCUCCCUAGCCCCCCAACGACGGAGCCGGGGCCGGGGGCGGCGGCGCCCGGGGGCCAUGCGGGUGAGCCGCGGAGGCGGCUGCAGCGGCCAGAGAGCCUGAUCGCCGCAGACCCGAGCCUAGCCCACCUCCCUCCCCAGCCCCCGCCCCCCGCCCUGGCCGCGGGGGCGGCGCGCUCGGUCCACGCGUCCGGGGCCCCGCGGGGCCGGGCCCGGAGUCGGCAUGAAUCGUUGCUGGGCGCUCUUCCUGUCUCUCUGCUGCUACCUGCGUCUGGUCAGCGCCGAGGGGGACCCCAUUCCUGAGGAACUCUACGAGAUGCUGAGCGACCACUCGAUCCGCUCCUUCGAUGACCUCCAGCGCCUGCUGCACGGAGACUCCGUAGAUGAAGACGGGGCCGAGCUGGACCUGAAUCUGACGCGGUCCCAUGCUGGAGGCGAGCCGGACAGCUUAUCCCGCGGGAGAAGGAGCCUAGGUUCCCUGGCCGUUGCCGAGCCAGCCAUGAUCGCCGAGUGCAAGACUCGCACCGAGGUGUUCGAGAUCUCCCGGCGCCUCAUCGACCGCACCAACGCCAACUUCCUGGUGUGGCCGCCCUGCGUGGAGGUCCAGCGCUGCUCCGGCUGCUGCAACAACCGCCACGUGCAGUGCCGGCCCACCCAGGUGCAGCUGCGGCCCGUGCAGGUGAGAAAGAUUGAGAUCGUGCGGAAGAAGCCGACCUUCAAGAAGGCCACAGUGACCUUGGAAGACCACCUGGCCUGCAAGUGUGAGACGGUGGGGGCCGCACGACCCGUGACCCGAAACCCCGGGAGUUCCCAGGAGCAGCGAGCAGCCAAGACGCCUCAAACUCGGGUGACCAUUCGGACGGUGCGCGUCCGCCGGCCCCCCAAGGGGAAGCACCGGAAGUUCAAGCACACGCAUGACAAGAAGGCACUGAAGGAGACCCUCGGAGCCUAGGGGCAUCUGCAGAGAGUGGGCAGGGUUAUUUAAUAUGGUAUUUGCGGUAUCGCCCCCAUGGGGUCCUUGGAGUCAUAAUAUUGUCCCCUCGUCCGUCUGUCUCGAUGCCUGAUUCGGACGGCCAAUGGUGCUUCCCCCACCCCUCCGCGUCCGUCCACCCGUCCGCCAGCGGGGCUCCCCUCGGCCGCCUCCAGCGUCUGGCCCCGAAGCUCGAGAAGGAAACGAAGGACCUGGACUCUGCCGCUGGCUUCCUCUCCUGCCCCGAGGACCUCGGAAGAGGGUGCAAGAGAGACAGGCGUGGCCACCGUCUGGGGACAGGGGCUCUCUUCCCGCGCGGUGGGUCAGCCCGAAGCCCUGCGCGUGGCCCUGAGGAUCUCUGGGCGCGGCCUCCGCUGCCCGGUCCCCCGGCCGGCUCUGAAGGCAACACCCCCAGGCAGGCCGGGUACCUCGUCCUCCUGUGGUUGGGACCACGUGGCGGAGCACAGACUGGGGAAGCCUCCUGCAGUGCCCACGCCCAUCCCCUCUGCCGGGUCCCCUCUGCCGCAGGGGCUCCCUUUCCUUUCAUACGUAUGACAUCUUUGAAGAUGUGGACUCCUCCGGGCGGCCGUGGCCAGAGCGCCAGGCGGCCGCGCACCCUCUCAGAUGGGUAAGAGUUGAAGUUUGCUCUGGAAGUGGAUGUAGAUGGUGACCUGGGCAUCCACCGCCUCCUUCCACUCCCCUUCACUUCCUCCUCUGUUUCAUCUCUCUACCUCUACCCUGCAUCUUCCUCUUGGCCCUCAGUCUGCUCCACCAAGGGGCUCUUGGACCCCUCAUUGAGGCCCCACAUAACCCCAGUCACUGCUCCAUAAGGCAGAAGAUGAGGGGCCAGGGCAGCAGGGGGCCUGCCCAUCAUAUCUCAGCCCAGCCAAGACUGCCAUGUAAGGUUGUGCAGGGUGUGCACUGCACAAUGGCACUGCAUGCAGGGAUCACGGUUCACACCAUAAACACGGCCAAUGUGUAUAUUUAUUAUGACAGUUUUCCGGCAGAUGGAGGUCAGAUGUCUCAAGGAAAGGAAUCCUUUCCCUGAUUGACACAAAAAGACUCUGUGUGGACUGCUGUGCCCCGACCCAGCCCAGGGCUUGGAGUGGUCGGACGGGAGUGAGCCCGUGUUGGCGGGGAGGCACGCUGUUGUGCAUCCGGCCUCCAUCUCCCCGAGUCCUCAGCUCAAACAGUCCUCCUUCCAGGCAGGUUUGAAAAACCCAAGAGGACGUCUCCAAGGGAUGGGGCGGUUCCUGUUCCCCCGCCCGCUCCCCCAUCUUAGAUCCUUUGAGCUCCGCCUCUGGCGGCUCCUCCCCGGAAACCAGCUCCUGGGCUGGGAGUGGGGGAGCAAAGGGAGAAGAUCCGGGGGCCCCAGGGGUGGGGUCUGAGCUCCGCCUCCCUUCCCCCCUCCCGCUGCACUCGCCCCUCCCCCCUCCCAAAUCUGCUUCCUUCAGUUUGAAAAGUCGGUGAUUAUAUUUUUGGGGGCUUUCCUUUUAUUUUUUAAAUGUAAAAUUUAUUUAUAUUCCGUAUUUAAAGUUGUAAAAAAAAUAAUCACAAAACAGCCAAAUGAAUCCCCAGAGG
Messenger RNA from Equus quagga, 3335 nucleotides. RefSeq names its product platelet derived growth factor subunit B (gene PDGFB). The transcript is spliced from 7 exons. Gene Ontology annotation, biological process: positive regulation of ERK1 and ERK2 cascade; positive regulation of MAP kinase activity; positive regulation of protein autophosphorylation. Lineage: Eukaryota; Metazoa; Chordata; Mammalia; Perissodactyla; Equidae. Gene Ontology annotation, cellular component: membrane. Gene Ontology annotation, molecular function: growth factor activity; platelet-derived growth factor receptor binding. The record is from RefSeq and is a predicted model, not a curated record. The coding region runs from base 1008 to 1736 and encodes 242 amino acids.